AUGAACUUCUUCCUGGAAACACUGAAGGUUAUUGGACUCUCUUUUUACUACUUUCUGGAGUCGCUUGUCUUCUUGAUCGUGCCCAAGAGAAAGAAGAAUGUCAGUGGUGAAAUAGUACUAGUAACAGGAGCGGGCAGUGGCAUUGGAAGAUUGUUGUCUUUGAAGUUUGCCAGCCUUGGAGCCACAGUGGUUCUCUGGGACAUUAACCAGGAGGGGCUCAAGGAGACAAGCAGACUGGUGAAACAAAAUGGGGCGGUGAGAGUGCACUGUUACAUCUGUGACUGUAGCAAAAGGGAGGACAUCUACAGAGUGGCUGAUCAGGUUAAAAAAGAAGUUGGUGAUGUUACCAUCCUAGUGAACAACGCUGGUGUAGUAACUGGGAAGACAUUUCUUGAUGCUCCAGAUCCACUUGUGGAAAAAACCAUGGAAGUGAACAUAAUGGCACACUUCUGGACUUACAAAGCCUUCCUCCCAGCAAUGAUUGCCUCUAACCAUGGACACUUGGUUAGUAUUGCAAGUUCGGCGGGACUUGUUGGAGUGAAUCGUCUUUCUGAUGUCUUCUCUUCCAGGUGGCCAAAUUUGCUUCCCCUUCUGGACCCAGAGUAUGUGGCUGAGAAGAUAGUCACAGCUAUUCGACAGGACCAAGUAAUAUUGGUGCUGCCACGCUUUGGUUAUUUAGUCAUGUUUCUGAAAAGUAUCUUACCAGUGAAAACAGCUAUUCUCCUUGCGGACUAUUUAGGAAUCCUAAAUCUCAUGGAUAACUUCAAAGGUCGAGCAAAGAAGGACUGA
Chaetura pelagica (chimney swift) is the source of this 789-nucleotide messenger RNA. RefSeq names its product epidermal retinol dehydrogenase 2-like. Gene Ontology annotation, cellular component: lipid droplet. The record is from RefSeq and is a predicted model, not a curated record. Gene Ontology annotation, molecular function: oxidoreductase activity, acting on the CH-OH group of donors, NAD or NADP as acceptor. The coding region runs from base 1 to 789 and encodes 262 amino acids. NCBI's taxonomy places the organism in Eukaryota, Metazoa, Chordata, Aves, Apodiformes, Apodidae. The transcript has 5 exons.